Maniola jurtina (meadow brown) is the source of this 2066-nucleotide messenger RNA. RefSeq lists its product as uncharacterized. The coding region runs from base 120 to 1718 and encodes 532 amino acids. The record is from RefSeq and is a predicted model, not a curated record. Gene Ontology annotation, cellular component: ciliary basal body; spindle pole; pericentriolar material. NCBI's taxonomy places the organism in Eukaryota, Metazoa, Arthropoda, Insecta, Lepidoptera, Nymphalidae. Gene Ontology annotation, biological process: mitotic cell cycle; microtubule nucleation. The transcript is spliced from 3 exons. Gene Ontology annotation, molecular function: gamma-tubulin binding.
GUCAAAAUUUAUUUGAGUUGGUCGGUUGAAUAUAUAUUUUCAUUUGAAAAGAAUCAAUUUAAUUUAUAAAAUUUUAAGAUUCAAGUGUUAAUAACUGUUAGAAAUAUAAAUUAUUUAAGAUGUAUUUAUCAUCCGUUAGUUCACGUUUGUUACUUCACGACACGAGCAGUUGGGACUUAAAAAUAAGUAACGGGUGUUACGAUGGUAUUAUGCGAGAUCUAACUUGGAGCGACGACAGUAAAUACAUUUUACAGGUUAAUUCAGUAGGAUUGGUUGAAAUUUUAAGUCCAACAGAUCGUGAUGUCCGAAGCUUACAGCACAUUCCAUUAAAAGACACCUGGUCAGCAAGCUUCCAUAGAGAUGGCCACCGUAACAUUGCAGUUGGCACAAAAAGUGGCAAUGUAAAAAUAUGGGACACAAAAAAUAAGACAAUUACUAAAACAUUUCCAACACCAUCUCAUCCAUCGUGUGUACAAAUCCUAAGUUAUAAUGCCAAAAACACCAGUCUUGCUGCAACAAUGGCGAAUGGAGAAACAGUUAUUUACGGUCUUGUGUCCAACAUCCCAGUUUUAACUGUUAAACUGACAUGCUCCAAAAGUAUUUCUGCUAUGAAGUUCCAUCACGAAUCGCGAUCGUUAAUAGGAUUAGCUACUGAUGAAGGUCACGUCAUACUCAGAGACAUAACCACUAAUAAAGACAAAGCCUUCUUUGAAAAUAUUCAUGCUUCACCCGUCAGCGACUUUGCCUUUUCACUUAUAAACAAAGAUGUAAUGCUGUCAAGUGGAUUCGACAAAAUUAUACAAGUUUAUGAUAUAAGACUGCAAAACAUUGUCUCAACAGUGAAAACUUCACAUACUUUAACAUCAAUAGCUGUGAACACAGAUAAUCUAGUUGCACUGGGAAGUAAAAACGCAGAUGUCCUUGUAUAUGAUCUUAGAAAUUUAAGCGGGCCCUUAAAAAUUCUAAAGGGACACAACCAACAAGUCAGUAAAGUAGCUUUUCAGCCUGCAAGGAAGAAGAUGAUAACCGAUAUAAGCCUCAAAGAAGAAGUAGAAACAGUAUCUGUUCCAAAAAUUAAAACACCUACUGCAGGGAGGUCAUCUGACAUAUUUUUCAUGAAUGACACUCCACCAAGCCAUAAUGUAAAUUUCUCCACUCCUGGCACUGAUAACAAAGCUGAUCUGAGCUCGUUUCUUGUAACAGUUGGCUUAGUAGAUGAAUCUAAUAAUUUUGAUAAUGACCUAGACUUCAAUUUUGAAAGAAACAGCGAGAAGCAUGAACUGAGAGGCAAUACAGAAAGAAACAUGAGUAAAGUUUCAACACCAGUAAAUAAUAGUGCGGGUGAAAAUUUUGUCCUUCCAUCACCUUUGUUUAUUCCAAAUUGUACCCAAGAGGAUAACAAAUUUCUGAAUGGUAAUUUAACAAAUGGAAAGUCAUCAAGUGAUGUCAAAAAAGCAAAUAAUAAUAUAGACUCAAAAGUGGUUGAUGAAUUGAAAGAUUUCAUCUCAGAUGUUGCUGAUGAUAACAGAAACUAUUUCCUUCAUAUCAUGAUGGCAUUGACUAAACAAAAAUUAUAUUUAGAGAAACAGCUAAACAGGUUAAAUCAGCAAGUUCACAACUUGGAGCAAAACCAGAAUUCAUUAGUUGAAGCAAAUAGAAUGCUUACUCUUCAAGUUGAACAAUUGAAAAUGCAACAAAAUAAUGUUUACUAUAAAUAAAAUCUCAAAAAAAUUAAAUGCAUUACAAACAAGUUUAUUAGCCUAAGCUUUAAAAUGAUAAAGAAAAAUUGUCUAUAAAUGUUGUAAUGUAGUAAAUUUUUUGCGGCUAACAGUUAUUGAUUUCUGCCGUAUUCUUUUUAUUUUGGCGCCUAUUUAUUAAACCUAAUUUUAAGGCAGUGAUGAGUAAUAAUAAUCUAAUUUGUGCCAUUUAAAAAUAGUUUUAAGUACAUUGUAAACAAACUGUUAAUGUCUAGUAAGAAAAAUAAUAUGUAAUUUUGUUAUGAUGUUUUGGUCAUCUGGUUGUUACUUUGCCUUCUAUGUUAUUAAUAAAUAAAAUAAUACAAUUUG